UUGGCAGUUCUACACGCCAGAAACACUGCUACACAAAUUGCCUAGAGUUUUCCGUAAACAUGGUGCUCUGCUUCAAACGGAUCUCGAAAUGGAGAGGCAGGUGGUGUCGCCGCCGGGGGAAGAAAAGGGAACGGGACUCACUGCAGCAGACGGAGAACGAAUUGUGGCUGGAGUACUACGGCCCAUAUCUGCACAUCUGGCCAUUUCACGAGCUCUGCGUUCGAUUGGAGACGAAUGUCUCCCAGGGUCUAACCUCGGAGGCAGCGGGCAAAAAGCUGGCCAGGAAUGGCAAGAAUGUUUUGCCACUUGCUGCCAAGCAGGAUUUGCGACUUUGGAAGUUCGUGAAGAACUGCUUCAGCGUCUUGGGCUGCUUCAUACUGCUGAGUUCCAUGGCUUGUUUCACGCUAUACUACUUAAUUGAAAUAAGGAUGUCUGACGAUGAAAAAGUGGAUCCGGAGUACUUGGUAUCGGGCAUCAUUCUGCUGGUCACCUUCAUUCUCGCCGGACUCUUGGUGCAAAUGCAGGAAGAUGACAACGAGGACAUGGUCGUGGCCUUCGAUGAGCUAAUGCCCAUGUAUUGCACUGUAAUAAGAGACGGCGAAAAGGAGGUCAUCCUCACGCAGGACGUGGUGGCCGGUGAUAUCCUGCCCAUCAAGUAUGGACAGCGGCUGCCUGCCGACAUGCGAUUCUUCAGCACCACGGGUCUGGAGCUCAACAAUGUGGCGCUGACAGGACACUCGAAGCCCGUGCACAUCACUCCUUUGGCCAACGAGGGACGACAGAGAUACUCCCGCGUGGAGUACAUUAAGGAUUAAACUGGCUUAGAUUAUUUCUUAUUGUGUACUCUUGUUUUUUCAAAGAUAACAAAACAUUCUGUUCCUUGA
Molecule: messenger RNA, 884 nt
Organism: Drosophila yakuba
Lineage: Eukaryota; Metazoa; Arthropoda; Insecta; Diptera; Drosophilidae
Product: sodium/potassium-transporting ATPase subunit alpha
Exons: 2
Coding region: 60-815 (251 amino acids)
Biological process (GO): potassium ion import across plasma membrane; intracellular sodium ion homeostasis; proton transmembrane transport
Molecular function (GO): P-type sodium:potassium-exchanging transporter activity
Source: RefSeq, a predicted model, not a curated record